AAAUCAGAGACAAGUACCCGCAUUCCUCGCAGACAGAAUCACCGACAUUCCUACAACAUUAUUUUAUCCUCAGCUCAGACACAUCAACGUUCACCAUCAAAUCAGGGCAUCUUGAGGAUGAUGAGGAGCAUUUUGGUAUGAGUGAACCCGACAACCAUAGUCACUGUCAUACUUCUUUCAAAAACAUGGAGAAAUGUGAGAGAAUCCGAGGAGGGAUGGCUAAAACACCUGUUUCUACCUUGUCAUUCGUUCAACCUCCAUUAACAGAGAGUAAAAGGCGUUUUAGUGGAGCAUCCCACAAGUUCAGGAAUCUAAUUACGUGUGGUGCUACGGAUACGAAUGACGCAGUCUUGGUGAUGAUUGAUCGGGUUGAAAUGAAGAUUAGUUUAAGGCAGGAUUUUAACAUCGAAAGGUCAUCUCAGAUAUGUAGGGUAGAUAGAUUAGGAGGGUCUCGUAGGACCUCAAAUACUUCUUGGAGUACUGGGAAAGGGCGACAGGAACCACAUUGCCAUCCAAGGAAAAGCUUUGAUGGGGUCAAGGGCUGGAAAAGAAGCAAGAAGCAGAAGAAUGCUUGUGAGGGAGACGGAAUUCUGGAUGCUUAUAAGCCCACUUCAAUGCCUAGUUGCUCGCAAUGUGGAAAGCCAUUUAAGCCUGAGAAAAUGCACAAGCAUAUGAAAUCUUGCAAAGGAAAGAGGGUUUUAUCAGAGAGAGCAAUAGUUAAGGCGCCAUGCUUGCAUUAUGAAAAUGCAACUCUCAGAUCGAGGAUCCAUCUCCAGGCUGCUGCCUACAUUGGCCUUCAGAAGAUCAAUCUAUAUUAUGUUCAACUUGCGUACAAGUCAACUUCAUAGGUGGAUAAUUCGUUGACUAAAAUACUCUCACCUCUAAAUUAAUCCCUUAUACAUGUGAGUAUGAAUCAUCUAAAAUUUCAUUCGACCCAAACGAGACUUUUGACAGGAAUAUAGAGAAUAUUGCAAAGGUUCACAACCUUUUGCAUAAUCAAUGCAAUCUUGUGCUGGCCAAAAAUAUCCACGGUGGCACAACAACCGGUUCAUUUUUAUUUCAGCUUGAUGUACGCCACAUAUUUCUUCAUGUACUUCUGCCAUGGCCAACAUUGAUAUGUUUUUACUUAAGCACAUGAGUU
Molecule: messenger RNA, 1141 nt
Organism: Syzygium oleosum
Lineage: Eukaryota; Viridiplantae; Streptophyta; Magnoliopsida; Myrtales; Myrtaceae
Exons: 3
Coding region: 138-848 (236 amino acids)
Source: RefSeq, a predicted model, not a curated record